Pangasianodon hypophthalmus (striped catfish) is the source of this 1980-nucleotide messenger RNA. RefSeq names its product betaine-homocysteine methyltransferase (gene bhmt). NCBI's taxonomy places the organism in Eukaryota, Metazoa, Chordata, Actinopteri, Siluriformes, Pangasiidae. Gene Ontology annotation, molecular function: betaine-homocysteine S-methyltransferase activity. The transcript is spliced from 8 exons. The record is from RefSeq and is a predicted model, not a curated record. The coding region runs from base 16 to 1419 and encodes 467 amino acids.
CAGGAGGCGGGAGACAUGGUUGCAUCACUCAUUACGCAGAAGGAGAAAGGCUUUGGGGGUGAGCGCCACACCCACUACUCCUUCUCCUCCUCCUCCUUCUCAGCGAGAUAUAAAAAGCUGGUUUGCCUUCUGCUUUCUUCAGAGUGUCAGGCCAGGGUUCGAGUCACUCUGAUAUUAACUUUACAUCCCCUCCAAGACCAAAGAUCUCCAAAACAAAUGGCACCCGUCGGAUCAAAGAAGGGCAUCCUGGAACGCCUGAAUGCAGGCGAGAUUGUGAUCGGAGACGGCGGCUUCGUCUUCGCCCUGGAGAAGAGAGGCUACGUCAAAGCCGGACCCUGGACUCCUGAAGCUGCAGCUGAGCACCCCGAAGCGGUGCGACAGCUGCACAGAGAAUUCCUGAGGGCGGGGUCAAAUGUCAUGCAGACUUUUACCUUCUACGCCAGCGACGAUAAACUAGAGAACAGAGGCAACACUGUUGGCUUCACUGGGGCGCAAGUCAACGAGGCUGCUUGUGACCUGGCCAGGGAGGUAGCCAAUGAGGGCGAUGCCUUGGUGGCUGGUGGAGUCUCUCAGACCCCGUCCUACCUGAGCUGCAAAAGCGAGACUGAUGUGAAGGCCAUCUUCAAGAAGCAGAUGGACGUCUUCAUCAAGAAGAACGUGGACUUCCUGAUCGCCGAGUACUUCGAGCACGUGGAGGAAGCCGAGUGGGCCGUCCACGUCCUGAAGGCCACUGGGAAACCCGUCGCUGCCAGCCUGUGCAUUGGACCAGCAGGAGACAUGCAUGGAGUCUCCCCCGGAGAGUGCGCUGUCCGUCUGGUGAAGGCUGGUGCCGACAUCGUCGGUGUGAACUGCCACUUUGACCCGAAGACCUGUGUCGAGACUGUGUCCAUGAUGAAGGCGGCAGUGGAGAAGGCUGGACUCAAAGCUCACUACAUGGUGCAGCCUCUGGCCUACCACACACCUGACUGCGGCUGCCAAGGCUUCAUCGACCUGCCCGAGUUCCCAUUCGCUCUGGAGCCCAGAGUGCUGACCCGCUGGGACAUGCAGCAGUACGCCAGAGAGGCCUACAAGGCAGGUAUCCACUUCAUUGGAGGCUGCUGUGGGUUCGAGCCCUAUCACAUCCGUGCUGUAGCUGAGGAGCUGGCUCCGGAACGAGGCGUCCUGCCCGAGGGCUCGCAGAAGCACGGCCAGUGGGGAAGCGGCCUGGAAAUGCACACCAAGCCCUGGGUCCGCGCCAGAGCCCGUCGUGAUUACUGGGAGAAGCUGAAGCCCGCCUCGGGUCGCCCGUUCUGCCCAUCCAUGUCCAACCCGGACAGCUGGGGCGUCACUAAAGGCCACCCGGACCUGAUGCAGCAGAAGGAGGCCACCACUCAGGAGCAGCUGCGCCCACUGUUCGCCAAGUCUGAAACCAAGUCCUGAAUAUGGAGACGAAGGAAAAACCCACGCUCAUUCGUGCCACCAGAGUGUGGGAAACUGAGAGAGAGAAGAGGGGAGGAAAGAGAUUGGAAAAAGACGAGACCUUGCUCUCUCGCUCUCUCGCCCGUUUUUUCUCUGUUAGGUUACAUAUAAUCAAAAGCGAAAUGUUCAUAUUGGCAUGUUUUUGCCAGGACCAUUUUUCUAUCGAAACAAACUCUGUAUUCUUUUUCUCCAGCGCGUGAAGGCAGUGUUUAGACUAAAAUGUACAUUUAUGAUUGUAGCUGAGGCACCGUGGUCUUUGCUUUUUACCAUAUGAUAUCGAUGUAACGUUUUGGUCUAUGCUCUGUGAGUCGAUUCCACCUCUCUGAUGACUCUAGAUGGCACUGUACAACUCGUCGCUGCUGAGAUGAGCAAAGCUGCGUGACCAUUCAUCCAUUUGGAGUCGUUCGUAAUUCCAGGUUCGCCGAACACUCCAGGCUUUCAACGGUGUUGUCCGAUCAAGUGCUUUCUUGACGUUUUGCAUUCUGUUGUUGACUUGUUGCUUCAUUAAACAUGUCAAUGUGA